This is a messenger RNA of Pogona vitticeps (central bearded dragon), 1917 nucleotides long. Lineage: Eukaryota; Metazoa; Chordata; Lepidosauria; Squamata; Agamidae. The record is from RefSeq and is a predicted model, not a curated record.
UCAGCAUCAAGCAGGGUAAUCGUCAAGCAGGGCACCACUUUAUUUGUAAUGACCUGCCUUAGCCAUGAGUGUCUGUUAAGCAUGUGAAGAGUGACUUUCCUUCACUAUUCAACAGUGCCUUUCCAGAUGACGUGCAAAGCCUGGUUAUAAGUCGUCCUUGCUUGGUGAUAUCAUCUCUCCCUUGGCCAGUGGUGUAACCAGGGCCAGGUUUUAUUUCCUGGUACAUUGACAUCACUUCCCCCUGAGCUUACCGUGAAGUUCAAGAGUGGCUGGUUAAAUGGAGCAAGAAUGUUUGGCUCUUAUUGCCACCUGUAUUCAAACCUCUCAGCUGCUAGUCCAGCAGUGGAUACUCAACAGACGGACAGUGAUUUUUGCAAUAGCAAGGAUUCUACAGCGCAGGCGCUUCCGCCGAUCAGCUGCUGUACUGCGGCGUAUACUCUCAGCCAGUGUUAGACGUAAGAGAGCCCUGCUACGACUACACCGGAAUGCCAUUGUCUCUGUGGUUACAAUGGUCUACUCAUCUUCUCCUGCUCUGCACUAUGAGCACGAGCUAAUGGCCUUGUCUGAGCGAUCACACUGGAUGCUCCCAAGAUGUAGUGAAUGGUGGGAGCGGAUGAUCUCUUCGGAACAGGAUGACAGAUGCUGGAUUUCUUUGUUUCGUAUGUCACGCUCUACCUUGAUGUAUAUUGCUGAGGAGCUGCGCCCUGCCUUGCAGCGUCGAGACACCGGCAUGCGCUCACAUAUACCCGUUGAAAAACGGGUUGCCAUGACCAUUUGGAAGCUAGCUCACCAUGAUAGCUACAAGACUGUCUCGGAGCUCUUUGGGGUCGGGAUUUCAUCAGCUUGUUCAAUAUUUGAAGAGGUGUGUGAGGAAAUCAACAGCAGGCUUCUGGCCCAAACCAUUCAGUUGGGAGAUCCACAACAAAUAAUGGAAGGCUUCAAGGAGAUGGGCUUCCCUAACUGUAUUGGUGCAAUAGAUGCGAUACAUAUCUCCAUCCUUUGCCCUCCUUUCUCUGCUGACUCCUACAUUAAUUGCAAAGGUUUCUAUUCAAUGGUGUUGCAGGCCCUGGUUGAUAGUAAAUCCCGUUUCACUGAUAUCUAUGUUGGUUUUCCUGAGCGAUGCCAUGAUUCCCGCAUCCUGCAUAACUCUCCAUUUUUCAACAGCAUGGAUGAGGGCACCUUUGGGCCACAGACUCCAACAGUAGUGGAAGGUGUUUCAAUGACUCCUGUCAUUAUUGGGGAUUCUGCAUACCCACUUCGCCCCUGGCUCAUGAAGCCAUACCCAGUGCCAAAAACAGAGGCUCAGGAGAAAUUCAAUGAGAGGCUUGCCAAGUGCCGAGUGUGUGUAGAGAGAGCGCUUGGAGUCCUGAGAGCUCGCUGGAGAUGUCUGCAGAUGAGACUGGAUGUACGAGAGAAGCUCAUCCCAGUAGUCAUAGCUACCUGCUGCAUCCUGCACAACAUCUGUGAGAUCAAAGGCGAUGAGUUGCUGGAACCACUGGAAAGUCCUGCAGCUUCUGAAAACCAGAGUGCUUCAGCCAGGCCAAGGGUGCCAUUGUCAGAAGCUGGACUUACUAAGAGAGCUUGCCAGAUCAGAGCAGCUUAUUGCUCCUAUUUUGAAAAGAACCCUUUGUAAAAGGUUGUUUGCCUGUGUCAUUUCUCUGGGUGGCAUGGUGUGACUAUAAUGCAUGUACCAUGAAAUACUAAAGUCUGCUAUGUGACACCUGGUUUUAUAUGCAUCAAAUAAAAGAUUAUGUUUUGGUCAUUGCUUUAUUUUGGAACAUUUUUUAAAAAACAGUAUUGCUAUUAUUCACAGUCAUGGUUUGUCUUGCAUAUUCUGAGACCAGGGUCAGAUAGGAAUGAGGGAGGUUGUGGUCUAAGAGUCAAGUACUAUAAAGCCCCUUUAUUCUUAUCUGAAGC